CCCCCGGUGAUCACACACGCACCUGCCCACCUCGGUCAAGCGGUGUACCCACGAUGGCUCUCCGUUUGGGCAGCGCGGUCCUCGUCAGGGGCGGGUUACUUCAACGCUCCAACUUCCCAGCGGCAACGGGAGUCCGAAUCAGACUGGCGUUUUCGACGGGGGCUAAAAACAAGGGAGGAGAUGACGCCGCCGUACAAGAGGAAAACAAGGCAAAGAUCAAUGCGGCUUGGAACUCCUCUGCGGAGGCGUACGUCAGGAAUAUUCAGGAUGGCGCUUCCUCCGCUUCCCUCAAAGUUUCCUCGGGCAUGAAUGUCGGUUACAAGCUUGCGACGAGAAUCGUCACGUCUCCGUACGAUAAGGUGCAGCCGAAGGAGCCCGAAAAACAAGUGGUUCUCGAUGUCGCCUCGGCCGGGGGAGAGCCGGCGAUCACCAUCGCAAAGGCAAGAGAGGGAAUAUACCGCAAGGCGAUGCCUGGCGCUACGAUCCACGCCACCGAUUUCGCCCCAGUGAUGAUUGACCUCAUCAGGAAGAGAGCCGUGGAAGAAGGAGUCUCGAAUGUAGUGGCGAGCGUGGCAGACGGGGAAGCAUUGACCGGAUUCGGGGACGAGACGGUGGACGCGGUGACCUGCACGUGGGGUCUUCUCUUCAUGCCGAACUGGCAGCGUGCUAUUCAGGAAGGCUCGGUAUUCCAGCGCAUACGUAACGUGGUGGAGACCCUCGUUCCCGGGUUCCAAUUGCUGAUCGACGCUGAAGCGCUGGGCGAGGACGGGGGAUCAGCGGUAGUCGAGGAGAUGAAGGCUAGUUGGACCUCGCCUCGCACCACCGGAGCAAUCAAGCCAUGGUUAACCCUUUCGAUUGGCUCUUCCUUCAGGCUGCCGGGCUCUGCGACGUCUCGGCGUCCAAGUUUUCGGUGCCCGUGGUCCUCUCGGCCGACGCGCGGCCUCGGGACAUCUGGGAGCACUACACCCAAUCCUCGCCACUCGGGGCAACAAACCAUGUCGACCUUGGAGAAAAAAGGGCGGACCAACAUUCGGCAAGAAGCCAUGGACAUUUUCGAAGACUCCAUGAACAAGGAAUGGGCCGAAGGACGAACGCCCCUCGGACUCCAGAACGAAGGCGACGACCUUGCUGGUGGAAGCUCUCCGACGGCAUCUCGGCCGCCUCGCAUUUACUACGUCCGAGCACUCGUCGUCGUGGGGCGCAAGGUUGGCGGCUGAACGGGCGGAGAACAUGGAACGGCACGGUAGGUUACCGGAACGGUGCAGUACGUAGACCUUACGGGCUGUUUGCUACACUAUCGGUUCCUGCUUCCACCUCCGGGAGAGAGGUGUGAAAGGAUUGUCAGAUGGUGCGUAGCACCAACGGGCAGUCUAUUCGUUUUCCGGUCAUUUUUUCGUGUUUGAUGGCCGUUUCAGGGCAUCGGUUUGGUACAAAUCCGACGGAAAAUAACCCGUGCGGGCAGACAUGUGAAUGCAAGAUGGCUAAGACGCUUGGCCCUCGACAGCAUAGUUUCGCGUGGCGGCAGUGCGGGAUAUGCGGGGACGGUAUCGUUUGGGCGUUCACGCUUACGCACAACCCGGAUGGUGUGGGUGCAACUACCCGUGCCCCAAAUCCAUCAUGGCGUGGGGAACAUCGUUCCGGGUGACUUGACCAAGCAUCUGUUUUUUCACUUUGAUUCCUCGAGUUCGUGCAAUGUAUGGUUUGGCGUGCCUCCACCGUAGAGAAGGGUGACUCCUUCCGACAUUAUCUUUCGUUUUCUAGACCAGCCUUACGUUUUCGGUUGCGAAUGAUACCUCACCGUUCUCUGAGGUCUGAGGAAACGACGCAGUUGGCUACUGUGAGUCUUCCCAAUAUUAUCUCGGCGGGAUGGGUGGCGUGGUUGCGUACGCGGUAACUGUAAUCCGUAAGAUAAUACUUCCUCUGUAUCACAAGUUAGGGUACCUAAAUGCAAUAGAUUGUCUGGGUGCAACCGUGUUAGUGAUGGUAGCAUAGUCGGGUUUGCAAGAAAGAUAUAACAAAGAAGAAGCGAUAGAAAAAAAACUAAAAAUCUAUUUCUGUACCUAAUAUUGGUCAAAAUAUACCCUAUUUUGGCCUGUUUUGGGAAUAUUUUUGAGAAAAUAUUUUGGGAUUUUUUUUGAGAAUUCUCGGCAAAACUCUCAAAACCAUCUAAUAUUAGUACCCUACCGGGGUGAGCAAGCGGCAGAGGGAGGGAACGUCAGAGAGGGUAGUAAAAUGCGAUCAGGAGGCUUUGAACAAGGCUUACGCCUGGGCGGCAUCGAGUCCAAGUGAUGAUGAGGAAGAAUAGUCGACUUUCUCUUUUUUUUCCCCGCCACCAACCAACCCUUCUUUUUGUCCCGCAAGUGUCUUGAUUUUAGUG
This is a messenger RNA of Ectocarpus sp. CCAP 1310/34, 2377 nucleotides long. The record is from the annotation of a GenBank genome assembly. NCBI's taxonomy places the organism in Eukaryota, Phaeophyceae, Ectocarpales, Ectocarpaceae.